AUGGUAGAAGUCUUCAUGGACGAUUUCUCAGUCUAUGGAGCAUCCUUCUCCUCAUGUUUGUCUAACUUGUGCAGGGUGUUGCAGAGGUGUGAGGAGACAAAUCUAGUACUCAACUGGGAGAAGUGCCACUUCAUGGUUCGAGAAGGGAUUGUGCUUGGACACAAGAUUUCCGAGAAAGGGAUCGAGCUCGAUCGAGCUAAGGUGGAUGUCAUGUUGCAGCUUCCUGUUCCCAAGACUGUGAAGGACAUAAGGAGUUUUCUGGAUUUUGAGUUUGAUGAAGAAUGCCACAAGUCUUGGACCUUGCUGAAGGAUGCUCUGGUAUCUGCCCCAAUAGUUCAAGCUCCAAACUGGGAUCACCCAUUUGAGAUUAUGUGUGAUGCAUCUGACUAUGCAGUAGGAGCAGUGCUUGGCCAAAAGAUAGACAAGAAACUCAAUGUCAUCUACUAUGCAAGCAAGACUAUGGAUGAUGCUCAAUGCAAGUAUGCAACCACAGAGAAGGAGCUCCUUGCCAUAGUCUUUGCCUUUGAGAAAUUUCGAAGCUAUAUAGUUGGAUCCAAGGUGAUUGUGCACACUGACCAUGCUGCCCUUAGGCACAUCUUUGCUAAGAAAGAUACAAAGCCAAGACUUCUCAGAUGGAUCCUUUUGCUUCAAGAGUUUGACAUAGAAGUUGUGGACAAAAAGGGAGUAGAAAAUGGAGUUGCUGAUCAUCUCUCUAGGAUGCGAGUUGAAGACAUGAUCCCCAUCAAUGAUUCUAUGCCUGAAGAACAGCUUAUGGCAAUCAUGAUCUUGAAGGAGAGUUUUGAUGAGAAAGUCAGGCUGGAAGAAGUUAAGGCUCUGCGUGAUGAGAAUUUGCCAUGGUAUGCUGAUAUAGUGAACUUCAUGGUGUCCGGAGAAGUCCCUAGUAGUUUUGAUGCUUACAAGAGGAAGAAAUUCUUCAAGGAUGCUAGGCAUUACUAUUGGGAUGAGCCUUACUUGUACAAGAGAGGACCAGACAGCAUUUACAGGAGAUGCAUAGCUGAAGAGGAUGUACAAGGAGUUCUAGAGCAUUGCCAUGGGUCAGCUUAUGGAGGUCACUUUGCUACAUUCAAAACAGCAACUAAGGAAAGGAGGGAUCACCAAGAGGGAGAGAUGCCACUAAACCCAAUUCUAGAAGUUGAGAUCUUUGAUGUAUGGGGAAUAGACUUCAUGGGACCUUUCAAACCUUCCUCAAACGGGCACAACUACAUUUUGGUUGCUGUGGACUAUGUGUCCAAAUGGAUUGAAGCCAUUCCCUGCCCAACCUGUGAUGCCAAGGUUGUUAUCAAACUGUUCAGAACCAUCAUCUUUCCAAGAUAUGGCAUCCCAAGGGUUGUUAUUUCGGAUGGAGGUUCCCAUUUCAUCAACAAGGUGUUUGAGAAGUUGAUGAAGAGUUAUGGAGUCAAGCACAAGGUCGCCACGCCUUAUCACCCUCAAACCAGUGGGCAAGUUGAGUCUCCAACAGACAGAUAA
Messenger RNA from Microthlaspi erraticum, 1488 nucleotides. NCBI's taxonomy places the organism in Eukaryota, Viridiplantae, Streptophyta, Magnoliopsida, Brassicales, Brassicaceae. The record is from the annotation of a GenBank genome assembly.